This is a messenger RNA of Aspergillus pseudotamarii, 1187 nucleotides long. Its product is annotated as dihydrodipicolinate synthase family protein. The transcript has a single exon. Gene Ontology annotation, molecular function: N-acetylneuraminate lyase activity. Gene Ontology annotation, biological process: N-acetylneuraminate catabolic process. Gene Ontology annotation, cellular component: cytosol. NCBI's taxonomy places the organism in Eukaryota, Fungi, Ascomycota, Eurotiomycetes, Eurotiales, Aspergillaceae. The coding region runs from base 1 to 909 and encodes 302 amino acids. The record is from RefSeq and is a predicted model, not a curated record.
AUGGCUCAAUCUCCAGAGCUUCAAGGGGUUAUGGUUGCCCUCAUCACGCCUUUCACGGAGGACCAGUCGGCAAUCGAUUUUGAAGCUCUUGAUGCCCAUAUUAAUCGCCUGAUCGAUGCCGGUGUCCAUGGCCUUGUUCCCGGUGGAAGUACUGGCGAAUUUACUGCUCUGACUACGAAGGAACGAAAGGACGUGCUCGAACAAACCGUCAACUCUUCCCGGGGCCGCGUGCCUGUCAUUGCAGGAAUCGGAGACCUUUCCACAGCCAAAACCAUUGAUCUGGCCAAGCAUGCAGCGAAGGCUGGAGCUGCAGCCCUUAUGGUAGUACCACCGUUCUAUGACGCCGUGAAUCUUGCAGAGCUGCGUGGUCUGUUGAAAGAAGUCCACGACGUGUCGAAACUUCCGCUUGUCUAUUAUAAUAUCCCCUCCGCAUCUGGUGUCGUGUUAACUCCAUCCGAGCUUGCCUCACUAAGCGAUGUCGGGGUGAAAUAUCUAAAGGACACCUCCGGCAACGGGCCUGCACUGACGGAGCUGUUAUUUGCCAAGGACAUCAAGGAUAAAGUGACUAGCUUCAACGGAUGGGAUACUUUGACGUUCUAUGGGAUGGCCGCUGGUGCAAAGGGCUGCAUCUGGGGCGCGACCAAUAUCCUGCCAGAGUUGUCUGUACGUCUCUGGGAUGCUAUUUCUGUGAGGGGUGACAUCAAGGAAGGCCGUGAACUGUGGAAGAAAAUAUUUCCUGUCUGUAAGCUGCUUGAGUCGGGAAAUUAUUCCGCUGGUGUCAAGGCUGGUAUGGAAUUGCGAGGAUGGAAGACUGGUGGCCUGCGGAAGCCGUUUGUCAUCCAUCAAGGCAAAUUGAAGCAGGAGCUUGCCACGGCUAUUAAUGCGGCUGGAUACGAUAUUGUAGCAUAGUUCAUUUGAAUUGACAUCAUAAAUUGGCCGUAUAACCUUUCUCGUUCUUAGUAAUUGUAGUCUUUUCCCUUUGCAGCUGAAUUAGCGGCUGGCCAUGCGGGCACUCAUCUUUCAAGAGAUGAGAUCUCGACUUCUUUUUUCCAGCACUUUGGACAACAUAAUGAGAGGAAGAUAUGAAGAACCAUUAGUGGUCCUAUGACCAUUUGCAGGAGGCCGCACCGGAAUAGGGCGCAGGCAUAUUAUACACACUCGAACGAUUGAGAUAUUUGAUAGGCAAA